AUGCGUGCCGAUGUUAUGCAGGCUAUGAGAAUUAAACCGGAUUUAUGGCCUGUGGAGUCUGAUUUGAGUGAGAUAUUGUCAUUUUGGUUUGAUAUUGGGCUUCUAGAUAUGAAAAUGAUUUCAUGGGAUUCUCCUGCCUCUUUGCUUGAAAAAUUGAUAGUAUAUGAGGCGGUGCAUAAAAUCAGUUCAUGGCUUGAUUUGCGAAAUAGAUUAGACUCAGAUCGAAGAUGUUUUGCCUUCUUUCAUAAUAAAAUGCCUUAUGAUCCUUUGAUUUUCGUAGAAGUUGCUUUGACAGAUAAAGUAUCUUCUAGCAUUCAUGAUUUGUUGGAUGAAACAUUACCAAUUACUACAUAUGAUGAUAUCAAUACAGCGGUAUUUUAUUCUAUAUCCAACACUCAGAGGGGAAUGGUCGGAAUCAGUUUAGGUAAUUUUUUGAUCAAGCAGGUUGUGAGUGAAUUAAAAAGAGAAUUUCCUAGCAUCGAGACUUUUGUAACAUUAUCACCUAUUCCUGGGUUUAUAAAAUGGCUUAUGAAUCAUGAUAAGCAACGAUACUAUAGUGAUUUUUAUGAGUUAACCUCUUCUUUACCUGAGUAUGAUGAGUCGUUAUUAUCUGUAGUGUUAUUAUAUCUUUCUACUACUCAGAAUGAUAAGGUUGUAGAUCCUGUAGCGCAUUUUCAUUUGUCUAAUGGCGCUAGUAUUUUAUCAGUAAAUUGGGAAGCCGAUAAGUCGUCUAAAGGGUUGAAGAAUUCAGCAGGGAUUAUGGUAAACUAUAAAUAUGAAUUGAGCAAAAUUGAUGA
Molecule: messenger RNA, 797 nt
Organism: Symsagittifera roscoffensis
Lineage: Eukaryota; Metazoa; Xenacoelomorpha; Acoela; Convolutidae
Product: malonyl-CoA decarboxylase, mitochondrial-like
Exons: 1
Biological process (GO): malonyl-CoA catabolic process; fatty acid biosynthetic process; acetyl-CoA biosynthetic process
Cellular component (GO): peroxisomal matrix; mitochondrial matrix
Molecular function (GO): malonyl-CoA decarboxylase activity
Source: RefSeq, a predicted model, not a curated record